UUAAGUUCUCGCCCCUCCCGCCACCAAGACCCAGCCUGGAGCUGUUAGCAACUGUCGGCGGCCACAGCUGCAUCAGCAGCAUUUGCACGGGGGCUGUCUUUGCUUUCGGCGGUCUGGCUUUCUCUUGUGCCAAGCCUACCUAUAAAGUCUUUUGCCUCAUAUCUGUGUAGGAUGAAUGCAUUUCCAAUGGAUAAGAUGGUCUCUCAUUAGAUGCUACUCCUGUCGCAAGCCCAAGGAAGUUGCAGUCAAAAUGCCCAAGUACAAACUGAUCCUGCUGAGGCACGGCGAAGGGGCCUGGAACAAAGAGAACCGCUUCUGCAGCUGGGUGGACCAGAAGCUGAGCAGCGACGGGAUAAAAGAGGCUCAGAACUGCGGCAGGCAACUCAAAGCUCUUGGCAUUGAGUUCGACCUUGUGUUUACAUCCAUCCUCAGCCGCUCUAUUCAGACUGCCUGGCUUGUGCUGGAGCAGAUGGGGCAGGAGUGGGUCACCACCGAGUCUUCCUGGAGGCUGAAUGAGCGGCACUACGGUGCCCUGAUAGGCCUCAACAGGGCAGAGAUGGCGUUGAACCACGGUGAAGAGCAGGUGAAAAGGUGGAGGAGGAGCUAUGACGUCACCCCGCCUCCCAUCACCGAGUCCCACCUUUACUACCACGAAAUCUACAACGAUCGCAGGUAUAAGCACUGCGACGUACCGUUGGAGAAACUCCCGAGGGCAGAAAGCUUGAAAGAAGUGCUUGAUAGACUCCUUCCCUAUUGGAAUGAGAGGAUAGCUCCGGAGGUGAAGAGGGGCAAGACGGUUCUAAUUUCUGCUCACGGGAACAGCACACGUGCUUUGCUGAAACAUUUGGAAGGCAUCUCUGAUGAGGACAUAGUCAAUGUGACUCUGCCCACGGGCGUCCCAGUUCUCCUGGAGCUUGAUGAGGAUCUCCGCUCGCUUGGCCCGCACCAGUUCAUUGGCGACCAAGAGGCAAUAAAGGCUGCCAUCAAGAAAGUGGAAGAUCAAGGCAGAGCCAAGCCCACUCUUGAGAAAUGAAAGACUGCUUAUGCAAAAUGCUCUCCCUUUUACCUCUUGCCGUGUGCAGGAAAAGGAUAGCGCUUUGGGCUUGCCCUGUGAGGACUUGCUUAAGUUCCCAGUAAGUGGUAGAUUUUUAGCAUUUUAGCACACCAUUUUUGGUUAUUCCUUAUUUCCUUCUAGCAGCUGUGUUGGAUCCUGGUACAAGUAACAGUGAAUUUUGUUUGAACAACAGAAAGCUGUUGUUAUAAACUUUCCAUAUCCUUUGUAUAGGUCUUACACUACCUGAGAAGGCCAGAGCAAGAACCGGUAUUCUGAAGAUUUGUGUGUGUGUGUGUGUGUGUGUGUGUGAUCAUUGUGAUCAAUGGAGAAAACGCUUUCUGAUUUUAACCUAGGCCUCAAGUGAUAUUUACAAGUUCUCAGGUUCACAGAUGCUAAACAGUCACAUUAUUAUUUAAUUUAGAAUACCCACCCACCCCCGAAUUUUUCUCCCCACUGUUUGCAAUUCGACAACUUCUGGUAUAGCAUUGAUCUCUGUUAAACUGAUUGGUGUGAUUUUUGUUGCAUGGCUGACAGUGUUGUUUUGAAUAAAGCCCUUAUAUUUUUUACAGGAAAUCAAAAUGCUCACAUUGGCUGAAUUUCCCCAAGUUUUACUUCCCAUGUUGGAGAGGACCAUUAAAAAACAACAACACGAAUCCCAGUUAGACUUGACCCAUACGCAGUAAUGAAGGGUGAAUGUUGAUGGUACCACUUCAAAAUCAUCAUCAUUAUUUUUUUAAGAUUAAUGCUCUAAAUUUUGCUUUGGAUGUCAGGAUAUAUUCUCUAGGGAGAAUAGGCGGUUUCCAACAAAGCAAUGCACAAGGUCAAAUCUGCUCCCGAGGGUUAAGGAAACUUGGAUAAUAUUUUUGGGGGGUGAGGGCAUGCAAGCAGGAAGAGGAGAUAGAGGGAAAAUUCCAUUGCACAGUCAGAAGUUCUUUCAUUCCUGGGCUAGCAUCUCCUAUACAUUGUACCCUGUAGAAAUGCUAUAGGAACAGUUGUGGGGUUGAAAGCGUAUUAGUACAAAAAACCUGAAGACUUACCAGCUUUGUGAAGACUGAACUACUGGAACAUAUAAAUGUAAACACUGAUGCUAUCCAGUAGUGUGUUCUUGGGACAGCCAGGCUGUGUUGAGUAUUCAGUUUUUAAAUAGUUCUGUGUAACUUUUCCAGGUUCAAACAGAACACAGAAUACACUAAUCUGUUUUAAGUACAUCUAUGUAAAACAAUCACAGUCAAUUAACAAAUAGAAGGAAGCUCAGAAAGGGGAAGGAUCUACAAUCCCAUUGAUCAGUGCGACUGGUUGUUUAAUUCCAGUAUUUUCCUCUCUUCUGGGGUCAUGACCUUCCAACAGGAAGGAGUGAUAAAAUAGCCACUGGUGCCCCCGUGUCCUACAACUUCCUCUUCAGACUCUAAUAGACCCUUGCACUACACGAGACCCUCUGCCAGCAUUUCUAAGCACAAAUGCAUUUAUUUAUAUAUUUUAGAAACUUUGAAGGCAUUGCAAAGUUGUAUCCUUGACAGGGUAGGGUUUCAGGGGAGAACUGUGGGGGAGAGAUCUAAAAUAAUGUGCACUACUUGUUUGCUUAUCCAAACUAAACUGCUUUUUUUGCACCUGUACAAGUGACAAAUAUAAUUCAGUUUGCACAUACAAAA
Molecule: messenger RNA, 2703 nt
Organism: Zootoca vivipara (common lizard)
Lineage: Eukaryota; Metazoa; Chordata; Lepidosauria; Squamata; Lacertidae
Gene: BPGM
Product: bisphosphoglycerate mutase
Biological process (GO): glycolytic process
Molecular function (GO): intramolecular phosphotransferase activity
Source: RefSeq, a predicted model, not a curated record